UGGGGGGGCUGGCGGGCAUGGCUGGGAGCAUGUGGCUAAUGGGCCACGUUUUUCCAUUGCUGGGGAAUCCGUGUGGCUAACCCUGCACGGCUUCUCCUCUGCUCCUCAUUUCCUGCAAAUUUCCUCCUCUCAGUCAGGGUUAGACCUGAGGGAGCCAGAGGGCCGGGCCCACCGGUCUCCCGAGCUGGCCCUCCAGAGCCAGGCCCCAUUCCUGGAGAUGGGGGACUGCAGGAGGCUGGGCUCCCUGUGCUCCGCAAGGAUAGGAGAGGGCUGUAGCUGCCUCCCUUCCACCCCAUUCCCUUCCUGCUGGCGGGGCAGGAUGAUCUGGGCGUGGUUAGGCCUCUUAGGGGACAGCUGAGCUGAUCGCCUGGCCCCCACGUGACAAGUGUGCCCGCCAUCCUCUUGGGCCACAGUCUCCGAAGCUUUGAUCAUGCUUUCCUGUCAGAGUGAGUUUUGAUCAUGUACGUCUCUAGGAAUAUGUUAUGUACAUUACAAAAUAGGAAGAAAACCCCCCAAAAUGUAAAGGAUAAACAAAUUCUAGUAUUUUCUUCCCUCACCUCGGGGACCUUGUUCUUGGUUCUGUUUUCUUCCUCAUUUACUCACUAAGGGAUAGUAUUACUGCUUUUUCCCCCUUUAGCUGUAAUCUGAGGUUGAAGACUUCUGGGCUUAAAAACGUGAUAGUUAAAACCCUACAGUGAAGAUGGUGUUUCUUUCCCCCCGCCCCCGCCCGGUUUUACCGAGAUGUAAACACAGACCUCCCUGUAGAAGCUGAGGGAAUGCAGCGCACUGCUGUCACUCAGCGUGUUGUGAAGUGAUGACCACACCCCGUCUGGGAGUCAGAGUGGACACAAGAGACCACAGUGGAGCCACAGCCCGGAUGCUGGCCAAGCAGUAUGGACACAUGAAGAUCGUGGGGUUGAUAGACGCUCACUCGCCUUCUCUGCCCAAGAACCUCUAUCGGAGCCCAGACAAAUUUGAAGAUCUAAGCUCUUCAGAUGAAUCCUGCCCUGUUCCCCAGAGACAGAGGCCCUGUCGGAAGAAGGGCCUCAGCAUCCAUGAGGGGCCUCGAGCCUUGGCAAGGAUCACAGCCAUCGGACUUGGAGGCAAGAUGCAGCGGCCUUGCUGUGAGCAGGUGCCUCUGCCGGGCUACGUCACCUUCAACAGCAGUGAUGAGAACCCUCUGGAAGGGGGGGGCCUCUGCUACAGGGACGUCACCUCCCCGAUCAAUGAGCGGGAUGUGGAGAGCAGCAGCGGCAGCAGUCGGGAAGAGCACGCCUUCGGCACCAACCUGGGGGUUGGGAGGUGCAGCAGCAGCAGUGAGGGCCUGACAAGAGCCCCGGGAGUCAGCAGUGAGGCCUCUCUGGAGAGCAACGAGGAUUCGGAUCAUGCCUGUAAAAGUUCGGUUCGCAAGCAAACUAAAAGUUAUAUGAAGACCAAGAAUCGUUACAGCAACAGCGAGAGCCAGUGGCCUCCCAGCACUGGGACUUCGGGGGCAGCCUCUUCUCCAGGAUCGAUGCCCCAGACCGAGAGGUCCCGCCAUUCAGGACCUCAGGACCUCGCCGCGCUGCUGGAGCAGAUUGGGUGUCUGAAGUACCUGCAGGUGUUCGAGGAGCAGGACGUGGACCUCCGCAUCUUCCUGACCCUCACUGAGAGCGACCUGAAGGAAAUUGGCAUCACGCUGUUUGGGCCGAAGAGGAAGAUGACCUCGGCCAUUGCUCGAUGGCACAGCAGCGCCCGUCCCCCCAGCGAUGCCCUGGAGCUGGCCUAUGCCGACCGGCUCGAAGCCGAGAUGCAGGAGCUCGCCAUCCAGCUGCACAAACGCUGUGAGGAGGUGGAGGCCAUGCGAGGCCAGGUGUCGCAGGAGCAGGGGCUACGCGCCGUGCUGGAGAGCUGCCUCCUGGAGCAGGACGGCGCCCGGAAGGACGUGCACGCCCAGCUGCAGGAGACCUGGGCCCUCGCCCGGGACGCUGCUCUCAUCCUGGACCAGCUGCGAGCCUGUCAAGCUGAGCUGUCAGCCAGAGUGAAGCAGGAGGUGUCUACCCGAGGGUCCCCCCUGGGCACAGCCCUCCCCACAGCUGACUCCAACGGCUGGCCAGCCUCCCUGCAGGCCCUGAGCCUCCCUGAGCUGUCAGGAGCAUUGGAGGAUCGAGUCCAGGAAAUGGGGCGAGUGCUAUGCUCAGUGACCCAGAGCUUGGAGAAGCUGCAAGUGCUGAACGGGAAGGAGAACUGGCGGGAGCCUUAGCUGGGAGGGACGUCUUCCCUUUCCCUUCUCAGAAUCCGACGUUGGGUGACUGAUCCACCCUGAAGCUGUGUGCCUGGAAGACAGGAGCGCGGAGAGCAAGCGGCUGCAGCGGGCCAGAGGAUCAGGCCCCCGGAGCAGCAAGCAGGACAGGGCUGGAGCCGGGGCGAGGAGCGAGGCCCACACCAAGGCAGGACGAGGGCCUCUAGGCCAGAACCUGGGGGUGAGGCCCAGAGCGGGCAGGGCCACGGGGAGAGAGCGGGUCCCCGUACACCGCAGGUGCCACACGGAGAGGACUGGGCACUUGGGCAGCGUAUGUCAUUGGCUGGAAAAUAAAAUGUAAGCUCUGCUGGUAAGGGGC
Molecule: messenger RNA, 2600 nt
Organism: Callorhinus ursinus (northern fur seal)
Lineage: Eukaryota; Metazoa; Chordata; Mammalia; Carnivora; Otariidae
Gene: ANKS3
Product: ankyrin repeat and sterile alpha motif domain containing 3
Cellular component (GO): cilium
Molecular function (GO): protein binding
Source: RefSeq, a predicted model, not a curated record